Diversispora eburnea is the source of this 481-nucleotide messenger RNA. Lineage: Eukaryota; Fungi; Glomeromycota; Glomeromycetes; Diversisporales; Diversisporaceae. The record is from the annotation of a GenBank genome assembly.
AUGAGUAACGGAGAAAAAUUAGAAAACAAUGAAACCGAAGUCAUUGUCACGGAAUCAAAGAAAACUGAACUCACUGGUUUUUUGAAGACACUUUCUACAUUUACAGGAGAUAUUUAUAGUUUAACCUGUCCCAGUUUUUUACUUUCUGGUGUUUCUACCUUAGAAUAUUGUCGAUAUUGGGCAGACUUUCCAGAACUUUUUGCAAAUAUUUCAAAAUCAUCUGAAGAGGUAGAAAGAGCGAUAGCAGUUCUUAAAUGGUACGUUAGUACUCUUUAUGGAUCAUUCGCAUCUAGGAAAGAUAAAGAGAAAAUUGAGAAAAAACCUUUCAAUCCAAUCCUUGGUGAACAAUUUUUAGCCGGAUGGGGUGAUCGAUAUAAUUGUGGAGAGACUUUCUUGGUCUCGGAACAAGUGAGUCAUCACCCACCAAUUUCUGCUGUGUAUCUUGAAAAUAAUCAAGCGGGUGUGUCGGCAAAUGGACAUA